AUGGCCGCCCAAUCUACCGUGGGGUCUUAUUCGAACCCUAUGAAGAAGUUCAAACUUGUCUUUCUCGGCGAACAAAGUGUCGGCAAAACCUCCCUCAUAACCCGCUUCAUGUACGACUCGUUCGACAACAUGUACCAAGCCACCAUCGGCAUUGACUUCCUUUCCAAAACCAUGUACCUCGAAGACCGCACCGUACGUCUCCAACUCUGGGAUACAGCGGGACAAGAGCGCUUCCGCUCCCUCAUUCCCUCUUAUAUCCGCGACAGCUCCGUCGCUGUAGUCGUCUACGAUAUCUCCAGUCUCAAAUCCUUUCAGAAUACGCGGAAAUGGGUGGAUGAUGUAAGGGGGGAGAGGGGCCAAGACGUCAUCAUUGUGUUGGUGGGCAACAAGACGGAUUUGAAUGACAAGAGGGAGGUCACGAGUCAGAUGGGAGAAGAGGAGGCGAAGAGGUGCGGUGCUUUGUUUGUGGAGACGAGCGCGAAGCUAGGCGCCAAUGUCAAGGGAUUGUUUAGAAGGAUAGCGCAGGCUUUGCCGGGGAUGGAAGCAGAGGGGCAGGGCGGGCAAGGCGAAAGCCAGAUGAUCGAUGUCAACAUCAAUCCUUCGAAGCCAGAGUCCAAUGAGGGUUGUGCCUGCUGA
Messenger RNA from Bacidia gigantensis, 636 nucleotides. It is a transcript of the gene RAB6B, whose product is annotated as Ras- protein Rab-6B. The record is from RefSeq and is a predicted model, not a curated record. Lineage: Eukaryota; Fungi; Ascomycota; Lecanoromycetes; Lecanorales; Ramalinaceae. Bases 1 to 636 code for a protein of 211 amino acids. Gene Ontology annotation, molecular function: GTPase activity; GTP binding. The transcript is spliced from 4 exons.